This is a messenger RNA of Daucus carota subsp. sativus, 1011 nucleotides long. Its product is annotated as LIM domain-containing protein WLIM2b. Gene Ontology annotation, biological process: actin filament bundle assembly. Lineage: Eukaryota; Viridiplantae; Streptophyta; Magnoliopsida; Apiales; Apiaceae. The record is from RefSeq and is a predicted model, not a curated record. Gene Ontology annotation, cellular component: plasma membrane; actin cytoskeleton. The coding region runs from base 180 to 833 and encodes 217 amino acids. The transcript is spliced from 5 exons. Gene Ontology annotation, molecular function: actin filament binding.
AAGACCAAAAAUAGAAAUGUCCUUAGAUUGCAGGAAUGGAAGGUUAAAGAUGACUACAAAAAAUGCAAAAAAGCCAUUAUGGUGCAGUAUUUGUUUUCCCCCCUUAAUUAAGUCCAGAUCAAAAUAAUCUUCUGGUUUGAGUUUGAAAGUUCUUGGAUUGAAAAGGGAUUUGUCUGAGGAUGGCGGCGUUUAGUGGUACGACAGACAAAUGCAAGGCUUGUGACACAACAGUUCAUUUCUUUGAGAUGAUUUCUGCUGAUGGAGUUCCUUAUCAUAAGAAUUGCUUUAGAUGCAGCAACUGCAAGACCAGGCUUUCGAUGAGCAACUAUCAUUCCUUGGAAGGAAAUUUGUUCUGCAAAGCGCACUUUGAGCAACGCAUAAAGGAGACUGGGAUUGUUCCUAGGACUGUUUUAUCUGGGAAUAAGCAAGACAUGAUGACCAAGACACCUAGCAGAGUCUCAGCCAUGUUCACUGGUACACAAGAGAAAUGUUCUGUUUGUAAGAAAACUGUUUACCCACAAGAGAAGGUGACAGUGGAGGGAGAUUUUUUCCACAAGAUAUGUUUCAGGUGUGCCCAUGGGGGGUGCAAGCUGAACCCAUCCAACUACGCAGCACUGGAUGGAAUCAUAUACUGCAAACCACACUUCUCUCAGUUAUUUAAAGAGAAGGGCAGCUAUAACACACUAAACAAAACUUCCUCUAUAAAGAGAAGUGAGAGUGCUGAUGAAGCAACAUUAGCUGCAGAAGUUGAUCAAAAGCCAGCUGAAGAAGAAAAUGCUGAAGCUGAAGCUGAAGCUGAAGCUGAACCAGAACCUGAAGCAGAAGCAGCUUAAUCCACUCAUUCUACUAGCCUCUCUACAGUCUUGGGGUGCAUUCAUUCCCCCAACUUCCAAUUUUGUUUGCAUUGUUUGUACCAACCAAAUACUUUGGUUCUUGAUUUGCAUGAAUUUUAGAAAAAUAUAUAAUAUACUCUCCUCUCUUUAUAUAAACUUUUACUGUCAAUUUGACAUU